AUGGAUUUACCAUCGUCAUCAACAACGGGGGACACGAGCAAGGUGGGGACUAAGUCGUCGUCAUCGUCUUCGUCGUCACUUGUGGAUUCCUUGCGGUGCGGCAUUUCGGGUACUCACGGGGGCAAGGCGGAGCUGAGGCAAAAGCUGACGAUGCCGCAAUACCUUCGCUUUGCAAUGCGCGAGUGCAUCAGGUUCAAGGACACGGGAGCCGGAGAGAGUUUUUCCAUUCGUGGCCAAGAAGACAACGACGUGGUGGCACCGGUCGCGCCGAUGGUCGUUUUCAUCAACCCUCGCAGUGGUGGCCGCCAGGGUGCCUUCCUCAUGGAGAGGCUCCAACUUCUCAUGAGUGAAGAGCAGGUUUUUGACAUAUUAGAUGUGAAGCCUCCUGAGUUUAUCGAGUAUGGAUUAGGUUGCCUGGAGAGGUUGGCUGGUUUUGGUGAUUUUGUUGCCGACGAAACUCGUGCAAAACUACGGAUUAUGGUAGCUGGAGGAGACGGUACUGUUGGGUGGGUCUUAGGAUGUCUGACAGAGCUUCACGUAAGAGGUCGGAUGCCGGUCCCUCCAGUAGGGAUCAUACCACUUGGCACAGGCAAUGACCUGUCUAGGAGUUUUGGUUGGGGUGGUUCCUUUCCUUUUAAAUGGAAGGCUGCUAUUAAGAGAAGUCUUUGCAAGGCUACCAUUGCUCCACUUUGUCGUUUGGAUAGUUGGCGAUUUUCAAUUUCAAUGCCAGAAGGCACAGUAAUAGAAGCACCACAUUCUUUGAAGCGUACAAUAGAGUUCACACGUCAUGAGGGCUUCGCGUUUCAGGGAGAAUUGUGUGAGAAUGUUAUAUGUUACGACGGCGUGUUCUACAAUUACUUCAGUAUAGGAAUGGAUGCCCAAGUGGCUUAUGGUUUUCACAAUUUACGAAAUGAAAAACCUUAUCUUGCACAAGGUCCAAUUGCAAAUAAGAGUUAUGGAUGGUUCUUCACACCAUGCACUAGUGAUCCAUGUUUAAGGGGAUUAAAGAACAUUUUGCGGAUGCAUGUCAAAAAGUUCAAUUGCACGGAGUGGGAGCAAGUUCCAGUUCCUACAAGUGUAAGAGCAAUAGUUGCUCUGAAUCUCCAUAGUUAUGGAAGUGGAAGAAAUCCAUGGGGUCAUCUCACAGCUGAGUAUUUAGAAAAGAGAGGUUUCGUAGAAGCACAAGUUGACGAUGGACUUCUUGAAAUAUUUGGUCUAAAACAAGGAUGGCAUGCAUCAUUUGUUAUGGUUGAAUUGAUUCCUGCAAAGCAUAUAGCCCAGGCAUCAGCUAUUCGAUUGGAAGUGAGAGGAGGGGAAUGGAAAGAUGCGUACAUGCAGAUGGAUGGAGAACCAUGGAAACAACCCAUGAACAAAGACUAUUCCACUUUCGUAGAAAUUAAGAGGGAACCUUUUCAAUCACUCAUGAUUAGUGGCGUCUAA
Messenger RNA from Sphenostylis stenocarpa, 1440 nucleotides. The record is from the annotation of a GenBank genome assembly. NCBI's taxonomy places the organism in Eukaryota, Viridiplantae, Streptophyta, Magnoliopsida, Fabales, Fabaceae.